Molecule: messenger RNA, 635 nt
Organism: Helianthus annuus (common sunflower)
Lineage: Eukaryota; Viridiplantae; Streptophyta; Magnoliopsida; Asterales; Asteraceae
Exons: 3
Coding region: 60-419 (119 amino acids)
Source: RefSeq, a predicted model, not a curated record
CCCCCAUUCUUCUCUCUCUCUCUCUCUCUCUCACCACACGCGGUGUCUGAAUACGUCUCAUGGUGACGGAUUUCACCGGCGAUUUCACUAGAUCGACGGAUUUCACCGGCGAUUUCACUAGAUCGACGGAUUUCACCGACGAUUUCACUUCUCAGAUCUGUGAAAUUUUAGGGUUUCUUUCUCCGGCGAUUCCGACAUCAGAUCUACUGGGUUCAACAUCCCGGUAUGUUGUUUCUACUGAAUCUGGAGUAAUGACGGCAGAAACCGGAACAUACAGGUGGAUGGCACCCGAGGUAAAAGCUGGCGUGGAAACUCAAAUUGAUUUCGUUAAGUCACUUGCUUUUGAAGCAUGUGUUGCUUUCUUUACAGACAUACAAGUUGAUUUCGUUAAGUCACUUGCUUUUGAAAUUGAUGUAUAAAUACAUGAAAUUGAGGGAGAAAAAGCAACUGCAGGACUCGCUUCCAAAGCAUGCUGAACCAGUUCAUAUAAUGAGUUGUUUUAGGGGUUUUUGAUAUUUGUUAAAAAACAAAUAAUUGGUUAUUUGAAAUUGGUUCUUUUUCAAUGUGGUUUUUUGCAACAUUGUUUAACUUCAUUACGAUUUAUUCUCUUUUAGGAUUCCGUUUGUAAGAGUGUA